AUGCGAAUGUUAGCAUAUGGUGUGGCAGCAGAUGCGGUCGAUGAAUACAUCAAAAUAGGAAGUAAUACAGCAUUGGAAUGCUUACUUAGAUUCUGCAAAGGAAUCAUACGACUCUAUGAGGAAGUGUAUUUGAGAGCACCAACCCAAGAUGACCUGCAAAGAAUACUGCAUGUUAGUGAAAUGCGGGGGUUCCCAGGGAUGAUCGGCAGUAUUGACUGCAUGCACUGGGAGUGGAAAAACUGUCCUAAAGCAUGGGAAGGUCAAUUUACUAGGGGGGAUAAGGGAACCACCACAGUUAUUCUGGAAGCAGUUGCAUCUCAUGAUCUAUGGAUCUGGCAUGCCUUUUUUGGAUGUUCGGGAACGUUGAACGAUAUAAACGUUUUAGACCGGUCACCAGUGUUUGAUGAUGUGGAACAGGGAAAGGCUCCGAGGGUGAAUUACUUUGUGAAUCAACGUCCCUAUAAUAUGACAUACUAUCUAGUUGAUGGUAUCUACCCUUCGUAUCCAACUUUCGUCAAAUCAAUUAGACUUCCUCAAAGUGAACCCGAUAAGUUAUUUGCAAAACAUCAAGAGGGAUGUCGGAAAGACAUCGAACGUGCUUUUGGAGAUCCAUUUCCAUUUCUGCCCCAUUCUCGUUCUCAAUUUCAAUACCCUCCUUCUCCGGUUUCAAUUCAAUUUCGUUUUCAAUUUCUAACAACAACCCCUCUUAUCAAUUUUUGGAAUUGCAACCUAAAAGAAAAGAUGAAAGUUGAGGAUGAUGGCAUGUUUCCAUGGCUCUUCUUGAAAAAGGGUGUACAAGGGACACAAAUUGAAGCAAAUUAG
Molecule: messenger RNA, 822 nt
Organism: Medicago truncatula (barrel medic)
Lineage: Eukaryota; Viridiplantae; Streptophyta; Magnoliopsida; Fabales; Fabaceae
Exons: 2
Coding region: 1-822 (273 amino acids)
Source: RefSeq, a predicted model, not a curated record